AUGCCCCUCUCUCUUUCUAAUGUUCGAACGGCUCGCGAACAGCUCUGCAGUGAAUACAUCGAGGAGACUGUGAGCAAAGGCACCACCAAUAUGUUGUCAGCCUCAUGCAGUAAUGAAGUAGGGGUGAUGGCGCUAUUGGGUAAGUGGGAAAACUCGACGCGUAGUGGGGCACCUAAGAAAAGCAACGCUAGCGUUGCCCUCAUCCAAACGUCCUAUGCCUCACACAUGAACUCCACAGCACACCACACUGGUGCACUACAAAAGCACAUGAGCACUAUUCCACCUUCUUUGGAUAUGGACCAGCAAGUACGCGAGCACAUCACUAGGGUAUUAGGCAUGCAGGACAUCCCACCGAAUGCAGGUCAUAUUAGUUUGAACAUGUCGAUUCAGCUCACCACAAGUGGCCGAUGUUUGCUUGCCCAUUCACCUGUCGCAGUAACAGCAAAAAACGGUUAA
Messenger RNA from Rodentolepis nana, 456 nucleotides. NCBI's taxonomy places the organism in Eukaryota, Metazoa, Platyhelminthes, Cestoda, Cyclophyllidea, Hymenolepididae. The record is from the annotation of a GenBank genome assembly.